AUGACGACGACCAUUCGAGGCGACCAGUUCAUACGCACCCUCAGACACUAUCUUGACACGAACGAAAGCAAGCUCUUGGACACGCUUUCGCGAUCUCGUGGGGCAAGACCACUGUCUUCUGCAGGGCGGACAGAGCGUGAAAGCGAUGCUGCUAGUCUUGGUUCAUCCACGAACCUGCAUCAAGGCACGAGAAUCAAUAAUCCACCCUCAUCCCUCUACGGCAUUCCGAUUCCCUACAUGUCACUUUUGGCUGCCACUUCCCCCCAUGCCACCUCGGUCGGCAUGACACCGUAUAUGCCCCCGAAUCAUUCCUGCCUCACGCUCGAUAUCCACUACCUGUAUUUUCUACUGGUGCAAUUUGAUCACAUCGGUCUAGAUAUUGGUGACCCUUCUUUGUUGGGCGAUAUACCAGAGCACGGUAUUAUUGAGACAGAGACAUCCGAAACAGCUGGAAAAGCGCCAUCGAUCAUGUCGGUGGGGUCGAUCGCAUCAACCAUGUCAACGUUUUCUUUAUCGAGUGGGUGGAAUUUUUGGCAACGGAAAGCGCAGACUAAACCGUCGGAUCGUCCAAUUCAUGAAGAUGUGGCCUCCAUUUACCGAUUUUUGGAACGGAUCACUGCUCUCAAACUGCAGUUGAGUUUAUCCAUUGAUACCCAGACUGGUGUUACCCGAAGUAGUCCACGGGUCAUUUCCGGCUACGAGCAAUCUUUACCGCAGGAUGGAUCGGUCCUGAUUUCGUUGCGACCUUUCCAUCACCUCACCUUUCUCGAACUUGAUAAAGUACACCCACGAUGCUUGGAUGGAUGGAACGAGCUGCAACGGCGACUGGUGAGUUUGGUCAUCCGGGGAGCAGGCGUCGAAGAUGCCGCCGACGCAUUAGAGGAGCGAUGGCGUCACUUGAAAAUGCUCUCUUUAGCGGAUAACAAUCUCACCACGCUUGAUCCGGAACCUCUCCAACACAUCCGGUCCAUCACCCACAUCAAUUUAGCCAGCAAUCUACUCAUCGAUGUACCUGCUGCAUUAUCCAAUCUUUACAAUCUGCAAUCACUGAAUCUCAGCUAUAAUAUGAUUUCCUUUACGACCGGCAUUAACACGAUUCUCGGCAAUAUUCAGGAACUCGAUCUGCGAGGCAAUCGUUUAACCAUGCUUGCUGGCCUCGAACGAUUGUGGGCUUUGGAACGAUUGGAUUUGCGUGACAAUCGCAUUGAAGACGCGGCCGAGGUAGGCCGUUUAACCACUUUGCCCAACAUCAACGAUAUAUGGAUCCAAGGCAACCCGUUCACCAAAACUCAGCCGGAUUACCGGGUAGAUCUGUUUAAUAUGUUCAAAGCGGCUGAUCUCGACAUUCAUUUGGAUGGCACGAAACCGGCAUUUUCGGAAAGGCGACGUAUUGUUGCCACGCCUGUGCGGGACGGUUAUCGUGCGGCGGCGGCGGCAGUGAAUACAGAAGCCGUGAAAAGAUGGCCUACGGCUCAACCGAGUGCCGCUAUUGGUGACACGGAUUCUGCCAACAGUGAACAGAGUCAAAAAAUUAAAAUGGCGCGGCCCAAAUCGAAAAAGGUGAAGCGAGUGGUUCGCUUGGGAGGUGAAGAAGGUGCCAGGGAGACCGGAGAAGAUACGGCGAGUAAACAUCGUUUGGCAGAAUUGGAGCAGUCAGUGAAGCAAGAAGCAUUGGCGCGUAAAGCGUCAAGAAAGCAACGUCGAGCGCGUUCGGUGCAUCGAAGCGAGUCUUCGGAAGAAGAAAAAGCCAAUCGGCCACGCUCGGUGUCUCCUGUGUCAGAUCGUCACAGUGAUUCUUUCCGACGCAAAAUCGAAACCAUGCGCCGUGAAGCAGGCACCGAAUGGCUGCGUGUUCUUCAGGAAAUGAAACUCGGCGAUGAACCUGAUCAUCCUUCUUCGCUGCAGAAAUGGACAUACGAUGUCGCGCUGUGGAUCUUUAAUAUCAUGUUGGAGAUCUUUUUUCGAGAAGUGCGACCUCGAGGAGCUCACAAAAUACCCAAGGACGGGCCUGUCAUCUUUGUAGCCGCUCCUCAUGCCAAUCAGUUUGUUGAUCCCAUUAUCCUCAUGCGCGAAUGUGGUCGCCGUGUUUCAUUUUUGAUUGCCGAAAAGUCCAUGCAUCAACGUGGCAUUGGCUUUUUUGCUCGCAUGGUCAAUGCCAUUCCCGUCACUCGACCUCAGGAUCUCGCGGUGCCGGGAAAAGGCCGUAUUCAGUUACUGAAUCGUAAAACAGACCCGCUCCGCAUCACGGGAAUUGACACCCAAUUCUUAUCACAGCUACGACCUCGAGAUUCCAUCGCUCUUCCUAAAGGCGUCGGUACUGCCGAAGUCGUCGAGGUCAUCUCGGAUACCAUGCUUAUUAUUAAAAAGGAGUUCAAGGAGCUGAAAGCCCUUGAAUUACUGACCGCCAACGACGGCGCCCCGUAUAAAUGCUUGCCGCACAUUGAACAAGAAUCCGUCUAUCGUUCCGUGCACGAAGAACUCAACAAGGGUCAAUGUAUUACCAUCUUUCCCGAAGGCGGUAGUCAUGAUCGGUAUGAAAUGCUCCCUCUCAAAGCUGGUGUUACUGUGAUGGCUCUCGGAGCAAUGGCAAAAUACCCGGGUUUGGAUGUCAAAAUUGUACCUUGCGGCUUGAACUAUUUUCAUGCGCAUCGAUUCAGAUCCCGAGCGGUGAUUGAGUUUGGUAAUCCGAUCACCAUCUCGUCAGAACUCGUCGAUAAAUUCAAAAUGGGAGGCUCCGACAAACGUGAAGCAUGCGGAAAACUGCUCGAUACCAUUUAUGGGGGCCUGAAAAGUGUGACCGUCAAUGCAGGCAGUUAUGAAACAUUGAUGUUGAUCCAAGCCGCACGAAGAUUAUACAAACCAGCUCAUCGAAAGCUCCAAAUUUCCCAAGUAGUCGAUCUCAAUCGUCGCUUCUUGAUUGGUUACCAGUUCUUCAAAGACGAUCCAAAAGUGAUUGAUCUACAACAACGCGUGCUGGCGUACAACCAGUUGCUAAAAUAUCACGGCAUUCGCGAUCAUCAAGUUUCACGCACUCAUAUCGGUGGAUGGUCCACUUUGUUUCUCUUCCUGAAACGUCUCGCCAUUUUAACUCUAUUGACAUUAUGGGCUUUUCCAGGUGCUAUCCUCAAUUUGCCCGUCGUCAUUAUUGCCAAAAUCAUCAGUCAAAAGAAAGCACAAGCGGCUCUCAAGGGGUCAGUUGUCAAGAUUGCCGGUCGUGACGUUCUUGCGACAUGGAAACUUUUGGUCGGGCUGGUUCUAUUGCCGACACUUUAUGCAUUGUACAGCUUUAUGAUGCUGAUUGUUGUUCUUCGUACAUCGUGGGACUUCAAAUGGAAAAUCAUCUUGCCUUUGAUUACAUGGAAUAUGCUACCUUUUGUUUCCUACGCAAGCUUACGCUUCGGUGAAAUCGGACAUGAUAUUUUACGAUCACUUCAACCCAUUAUCAUGGCGAUGCUGGACCCUGACGCGGCCGAAAUAUUAAGGCAUAACCGAGAAAAGCUUUCGCAAGAUAUUACCAGUUUAAUCAAUGAAUAUGGGCCCAAAGUUUUCCCUGAUUUUGAUGCGGACUACAUAUUCCGUAUCGCACCUCCUUCGGUCAGUCCCAGUCCUAGUCGAACCACCAGUACAGGCAGUCUGCCGUGGUCAUCCAAGCAGAGCAAAUUACCGAAAAUUGCCAGUGGAUUCUUCCAGCAAGCGGCACGGAUGGAGUGGUUAGACGAUCGCAACUUAUUCAACUGGGGACGCACCGAAGAAUCCGAUGUGGAUGACAUCUUUUUCUUUUUGGAUAAACACAAUGGCAGUAUCAGUGGUCGCAGUCGAAGCGGGUCUGCCAGUGAAUCGGAAUCGUCGCGUCCAGUGAGUCGCAACCGUAGCCGGUCCAACAGUCUUGGUGAAGGUUUCAAGGUCGAAGCCAUGACUCCCGCACGUGUCUCCCGACGACCAGUUUUCAAGAUCACCGACGUCGACGAAGACAUUGAUGAACUGGCUGUUGCCGACCAAAAGAAACAAGACCAGCAAGAAGCAGUGUACCAAAGAGACUGUGAAGAAAACGAAAAUGAUCAACACAAAAAGGACGUCUAG
Molecule: messenger RNA, 4080 nt
Organism: Radiomyces spectabilis
Lineage: Eukaryota; Fungi; Mucoromycota; Mucoromycetes; Mucorales; Radiomycetaceae
Exons: 13
Coding region: 1-4080 (1359 amino acids)
Biological process (GO): phospholipid biosynthetic process
Cellular component (GO): endoplasmic reticulum membrane
Molecular function (GO): protein binding; glycerol-3-phosphate O-acyltransferase activity; glycerone-phosphate O-acyltransferase activity
Source: RefSeq, a predicted model, not a curated record